This is a messenger RNA of Callithrix jacchus (white-tufted-ear marmoset), 1993 nucleotides long. It is a transcript of the gene POU2AF1, whose product is annotated as POU class 2 homeobox associating factor 1. The record is from RefSeq and is a predicted model, not a curated record. Gene Ontology annotation, biological process: positive regulation of transcription by RNA polymerase II. Gene Ontology annotation, molecular function: transcription coactivator activity; POU domain binding; DNA binding. Lineage: Eukaryota; Metazoa; Chordata; Mammalia; Primates; Cebidae. Gene Ontology annotation, cellular component: RNA polymerase II transcription regulator complex.
GCAGGCACCCAUGGCGGGCUGAGUCCUACCCCAUGCCCUGGUGGCUUGGAAGCCUGCACGGGCGCUAUGCAAAGCCCAACGUUUUCCAGAGGGGCUUUUGGGCUCAUCACUGGCCUGGGGAGGGCUAGACGUGGGGUCCCCACAGCUCGCCCCACACCACGUUCACACCCACACCCAGCAGGUCCCCGUGGGGCCGGGGCAGGCUGUGGCCGCCCGCGCUGCGCUGUUGCUCUGUCCCAGCUGGCUGGCUCCUGGUGGGGAGCACUCUGGGCCCGGGCGGCUGGGGCGCGCGCAGUGGGGUGACCCGAGGCCUGGUUGCAGAAACGUUGCACCCGUGCCUGAGGUGGGAGGACGUGAUGACGCGCCCCACGCAGCGGGAACCCAGGCCUUUAAAAAGCCCAGGAAACAGCCUCAGCACAAGCGGUGGCUCCACUGGAGGAAAGCACACCCCGGUCUCACGUUCAAGAAGCCAGACUGUCGGCUUCAAAGAGAAAAGGCAACAUCCUGUCACAGGCCAUGCUCUGGCAAAAACCCACAGCUCCGGAACAAGCCCCGGCCCCGGCCCGGCCAUACCAGGGCGUCCGCGUGAAGGAGCCAGUGAAGGAACUGCUGAGGAGGAAGCGAGGCCACGCCAGCAGCGGGGCAGCACCUGCACCUACGGCGGUGGUGCUGCCCCAUCAGCCCCUGGCGACCUACACCACAGUGGGUCCUUCCUGCCUGGACAUGGAGGUCUCUGCAUCUACGGUGGCGGAGGAGGGUGCCCUGUGUGCUGGCUGGCUCUCCCAGCCCACCCCGGCCACCCUCCAGCCCCUGUCCCCAUGGACACCUUACACCGAGUAUGUGCCCCAUGAAGCUGUCAGCUGUCCCUACUCAGCUGACAUGUAUGUGCAGCCCGUGUGCCCCAGCUACACGGUGGUGGGGCCCUCCUCAGUGCUGACCUAUGCCUCUCCGCCACUCAUCACCAAUGUCACGACAAGAAGCUCCGCCACGCCCACAGUGGGCCCCCCGCUGGAGGGCCCAGAGCACCAGGCACCCCUCACCUAUUUCCCGUGGCCUCAGCCCCUUUCCACGCUACCCACCUCCACCCUGCAGUACCAGCCUCCGGCCCCAGCCCUGCCCGGGCCCCAGUUUGUCCAGCUCCCCAUCUCUAUCCCAGAGCCAGUCCUUCAGGAGAUGGAAGACCCCAGGAGAGCCGCCAGCUCACUGACCAUCGACAAGCUGAUUUUGGAGGAAGAGGAUAGCGACGCCUACGCGCUCAACCACACUCUCUCUGUGGAAGGCUUUUAGGGGUGGCUCCCACCUGAGUCCUGUUCCCUGAAACUGGGAUUUUAAAAUGAGCCUGGAAUUGAGCCCCAGGUUCAUGCCUGUUUGGAGUAGCCAUGUUAUAACUACACUUUCUACCCACAGCUAGAAUUGUAGACCUGUAAACCUUCCUUCCCUUCUUCCUUCCCCUCCCUCCCUCACUUCCUCCCUCUCCCCCCUCCUUCCCUUCUUCCCCUCCCUCCCUCCCUCCCUUCCUUUUCCUCCCUGUCUUCCCUUCUCCCUUUCCUUUUUCCUUUCCCUGCCUCCCUCGCUGCUUCUCUCUUUCUUAUUUCUUUUUCGAUUCUGUUCUAUUUUGGGAGGUAAUCAUAGGGAUUUUAGUGAUAAUAUUUUAUGUCAAAUGUUGCCAAGUCUGUGGUCCAGGGGCUUUCAUUUUUGUCACAUUUCAUUUCUUGGAAAAGGCCCCCCUUCUCCAGUGCCUGCCGACUCAUCUUAGAGCCACUCACAGCCUCUGUCAUUUUGAGCUGUAUGCAGUGGCCGGUGGGAAGACCAGCCCGGGCAGCACCUCCUGAGAAAGGCAGCCAAGGGCCCACCCUCAUGCCCGUCCUUGAGCUGUCAGUUCCCACAGUUGCUCCUUUGUUUGCUCUUCUCAGCACUGGCCAGAUUUAUAGUCUGGGUAGCAAAAUCUCAAGGCCUGGGGUUCAGUGUAGUGAGGGGUGGGGAGUGGGUGGGA